Strongylocentrotus purpuratus (purple sea urchin) is the source of this 820-nucleotide messenger RNA. Its product is annotated as osteoclast-stimulating factor 1. The transcript has 9 exons. Gene Ontology annotation, molecular function: protein binding. Gene Ontology annotation, biological process: signal transduction. The record is from RefSeq and is a predicted model, not a curated record. Lineage: Eukaryota; Metazoa; Echinodermata; Echinoidea; Camarodonta; Strongylocentrotidae. Bases 120 to 764 code for a protein of 214 amino acids.
UUAGAGAUACCUUACGUCAAUUUCUUCACUUUUCACUUCCGUGUUUGUUUACAUCCUGAAAUUGAACGUAAUUUGGUUUAUUCCUUGUGUUUAUAGGAAAAUUACACUCUAUAAUAAAGAUGUCGACCCCUUCUAGACCUGCACCACCAAGACCUCAGCCGAAACCAGGUCAAGUAAAGGUUUUCAGAUCGCUCUAUGCCUACACAGCCCUGCAUAGUGAUGAAUUGACCUUUGAAGAAGGUGACCUACUUUAUGUGACUGAAAUGACAAAUGAUGGCUGGUGGAAGGGGAGAUGCGGAACUAAAUCGGGUCUUAUUCCUGGAAACUAUGUUGAAGAAAGCACGGAGUCUGUUGAUUUUCCCCUUCACGAAGCAGCUAAACGUGGCAAUCUUUCCUUCCUUCAAGAAUGCAUCGCAAAUAAGGUAUCGGUGAAUAGCCUUGACAAGGCCGGAGCCACCCCCCUCUACUGGGCAGCUCAUGGAGGACAUAUUGAUUGCAUGAAGGCAUUACUAGCAAUACCAAACUGUCAAGUAGAUGCUCAGAACAAGAUUGGAGACACAGCGUUACAUGCAGCAGCGUGGAAAGGACACAAGGAAGGAGUACAGAUUCUCUUAGAAAAAGGAGCACGGACAGACUUGCCAAACAAUGAUGGUAAAAUUCCUCAACAACUUGCUUCAAAAGAUCCCGCUACUGCAGCACUUCUUCUACCUCAGAGAAGAUACGACGACGACGAUGAAUAUCUUGAUGAGGACGAUUCAGACUAGUGACACACAGUAGUCUAGGCAGCGGUUUCUUGUGUGAUGUAAAUAUUUAUUUUUUU